AUGACAGGUUCUCUGAACAGGCGGUCGCUUUUGAAUGGGGUAAAAAAAAUGAGAAUAAUAUUAUGUGAUACAAACGAAACAGUUGCCAGUCUCUGGCGAGAAUCUAUACCUCAUGCGUAUAUUCAAAAUGAUAAAUAUCUUUGUAUUCAUCAUGGACACCUUCAAUCUCUUAUGGAUUCAAUGCGUAAAGGUGACGCAAUCCACCAUGGCCACUCGUACGCAAUUGUUUCACCAGGCAACUCAUAUGGCUAUCUUGGAGGAGGGUUUGAUAAAGCCCUGUACAAUUAUUUCGGAGGGAAGCCCUUUGAGACAUGGUUCAGGAAUCAACUUGGAGGAAGAUAUCAUACUGUGGGGUCUGCAACAGUGAUUGAUUUGCAGCGAUGUCUUGAAGAGAAAACAAUCGAAUGCAGGGAUGGUAUUAGGUAUAUCAUUCAUGUUCCAACCGUCGUAGCCCCAUCAGCUCCUAUAUUUGAUCCACAGAAUCCCCUCAAGACGGGGUUCGAACCGGUUUUCAACGCCAUGUGGAAUGCUUUGAUGCAUUCUCCAAAAGAUAUUGAUGGCCUCAUUAUUCCUGGAUUAUGUACGGGGUAUGCAGGCGUACCACCCAUUAUUAGUUGCAAGAGUAUGGCCUUUGCAUUAAGACUUUAUAUGAUGGGAGACCUUAUGAGCAAAGAACUGAAAAAUGUGCUGAUUAUGUAUUAUUUACGAUAUCCGUUUGAACCUUUUUUCCCGGAAAGUUGCAAAGUAGAGUGCCAAAAACUAGGAAUAGAUAUCGAAAUGCUGAAAUCCUUCAAUGUAGAAAAAGAUGCAAUAGAACUGCUUAUUCCUAGAAGGAUCUUGACCUUGGAUUUAUAA
Molecule: messenger RNA, 855 nt
Organism: Saccharomyces paradoxus
Lineage: Eukaryota; Fungi; Ascomycota; Saccharomycetes; Saccharomycetales; Saccharomycetaceae
Gene: PDL32
Product: putative ADP-ribose 1''-phosphate phosphatase
Exons: 1
Coding region: 1-855 (284 amino acids)
Source: RefSeq, a predicted model, not a curated record